This is a messenger RNA of Manis pentadactyla (Chinese pangolin), 4616 nucleotides long. RefSeq names its product interferon induced with helicase C domain 1 (gene IFIH1). NCBI's taxonomy places the organism in Eukaryota, Metazoa, Chordata, Mammalia, Pholidota, Manidae. Gene Ontology annotation, molecular function: hydrolase activity; ATP binding; double-stranded RNA binding. Gene Ontology annotation, biological process: positive regulation of interferon-beta production; response to virus; innate immune response. Gene Ontology annotation, cellular component: cytoplasm. The record is from RefSeq and is a predicted model, not a curated record.
AGCCUCCCUCCCUCUCCAGGGCGGCGAUGGCCGCACACAUCCCUCCUGCCGAGCGGCCAUCAGCCACCUGUCGGUCCACCUGGGAGAAUCCUCUCCCUUUGCUGAGAACCAGCGAAAGAUGUUGAACGCAUAUUCCGCAGACAAUUUCCGCUCUCCCAUCUCGUGCUUCACACCCGGAGGUAACAGGGACAUCCAGGCGGAGCCUGUGCUGGACUUCCUGGGCUUUCUGCCUGCAGAAAUGAGGGCCAUUCAGAGGCCGGCUGCCCCCGCUGGGAACCUGUGCGCGGUUGAACAGCUCCUGAGCACCUUGGAGAACGGGGUCUGGCCCCUGGGCUGGACCAGGAAAUUUGUGGAGGCCCUGGAGAGAACAGGGAGCCGUUUAGCCGCCCGCUGCGUGAACCCUGAGCUGUCUCCGUCCUUUGGGAACACUCAUGAUGAGUGUCCCCAGCUGAUGAGCCGCCUUCAGCCCACUCUGGUGGACACACUUGAGGUCAGAGACGUUGUGGAUAAACGUGCGGAGGAGGACCUGUGAGCAACUGAAGACAGAAACCGGAUUGUUGCUGCAGAAAACAUUGGAAAUGAAUCAGGUAUAAGAGAGUUACUGAAAAGGAUCAUGGAGAAACAAAACUGGUUUUCUACGUUUCUGACUAUUCUACAUUUCUAAACGGGAUAUGAUGGGCUUGUCCAAGAGCUAACAGGCCCCAGUUGCUUUGAAAGCAAUGCAGAAACUGAGAAUUUAUCACAAGAUGGUCCUGAAGUUAAGGAGUCACAUCUUUUAGCCACAGUUCAGCCAAGUCCAGAGAAAGAAGCCUGGGACGUGGAGAAUAACCCCCUGGAAUCAUCUUUUAUGGAUUCUUCUAUAGUUUCAGAAUCAGACACAAGUUUGGCAGAAGGAAGUGUCAGCUGCUUAGAUGAAAGUCUUGGACAUAACAGCAACAUGGGCAGUGAUUCAGGCACCGCGGGAAGUGAUUCAGGUACUGAGAAUAUGCCAGGAAGGUCAUCUCCUGAGCCAGAACUGCCUCUCGGGCCUUACCAAAUGGAAGUGGUACCAGCCUUGGAGGAGAAAAAUACCAUCAUAUGCCUCCUCCCUACAGGGAGCGGGAAAACCAGAGUGGACAUGGCCAAGGAUCACUUGGACAAGAGGAAAGCAUCUGAGCCUGGGAAAGUCAUGGUCCUGGUCAACAAGCAUUUUUAAGUACCAUUAGUUAAACAGCUCUUCCGCAAAGAGUUCAAACCCUUUUUUAAAAAAUGGUAUCAAGUUACAGGAUUAAGCGGUGAUACCCGACUGAAAAUAUCAUUUCCAGAAGUUGUCAAGUCCUGUGAUGUUAUUAUCAGUGCAGCUCAAAUCCUCAAAAACUCACUUUUAAACCCAGAAAAUAGAGAAGAUACUGGUGUCCAGUUUUCAGACUUUUCCCUUAUUAUCAUUGAUGAAUGCCACCACACCAAGAAGGAAGACGUCUAUAACAACGUCAUGAGAUGUUAUUUGAAACAGAAGUUGAAAAACAAUAGACUCAAGGAAGAAAACAAACCAGUGAUUCCUUUCCCUCAGAUACGGGGCCUAACAGUGUCACCAGGUGUGGGAGCCACAAAGCAAGCCCAAGCCAAAGAACAUAUUUUAAAAAUAUGUACUUAUCUUGAUGCAUUUACCAUUAAAACUAUGAAAGAAAAUAUUGAGCAACUCAAAGACCAAAUAAAGGAGCCAUGCAAAAAGUUUGUGAUCUCAGAUGACACCAGAGAAGAUCAAUUUAAAGAUAAAAUUAUAGCAAUAAUGACAAGUAUUCAAAGUUUUUGCCAAGUGUGUCCAAUGCCAGGUUUUGGAACUCAACCUUAUGAGCAAUGUGGCAUUCAAAUGGAAAAAAAAACUGCCAAAGAAGGAAACCACAAAGACCGUGUGUGUGCAGAGCAUUUGAGGAAGUACAAUGAGGCCUUACAAAUUAACGGUACAAUCCGAAUGAUUGAUGCAUAUCGUCACCUUGAAACUUUCUAUAAUGAUGAAAAGGAAAAGAGUGGUGACAGUGGUGGCAACGGCGAUGAAGGGGAGGGUGACAAAAAGAAAGCUUUGAAACUGGAUGGGGCAGAUGAUUUUCUCAUGAAUUCAUUUCUUGAUAAUAAGAAAACAUUGAAAAAGCUGGCAGCAAACCCAGAACAUGAAAAUGAGAAGCUGACCAAAUUAAGAAGCACUAUCGUGGGACAGAGCGCAAGGACUGAGGAAUCAGCCUGAGGAAUAAUUUUCACAAAAACAUGACAGAGUGUGUAUGCUCUUUCCCAGCGGAUCACUGAACUCAACAAAUUUGCUGAAGUAGGUGUCAAGGCCCAGCACCUGAUUGGAGCUGCACACAGCAGUGAGUUCAAGCCCGUGACUCAGAAUGAACAAAAAGAAGUCAUUAGUAAAUUUCACACAGGAAAAAUAAAUCUGCUUAUCGCUACCGCAGUGGCUGAAGAAGAUCUGGAUAUUAAAGAAUGUAAUAUCGUUAGCCAUUACGGUCUCACCACAGGUGAAACAGCCCUGGUCCAGGCCCGAGGUCGAGCCAGGGCAGAGGAGAACACCUAAGUCCUGGCAGGCCACAGCGGCUCAGGAGUUUUUGAACUUGAGACGGUUAAUGAUUUCCAAGAGAAAAUGACAUAUAAAGCCGUAGACCAUGUUCAAAAUAUGAAACCAGAUGAGUAUGCUCAUAAGAUUUUGGAAGUACAGAUGCGAAGUAUAAUGGAAAAGAAAAUCAAAAUCAAAAGAAGUAUGGCAAAGCAAUACAGGGAUAAGCCAUCAUUAAUAAGUUGCCUCUGCAAAAUCUGCAGUGUGCUGACCUGAUCUAGUGAGGGUAUCCACAUAAUUGAGAGGAUGCACCAAAGCCACAUGACAGCAGAAUUCAAGGAGCUCUACGUCGUGAGAGAAAACAAAGCACUGAAAAAGAAGUUUGCACACUGUCAAGCAAAUGGUGAGAUUAUCUGCACAAAAUGUCGCCGAGCUUGGGGAACAAUGAUGGUGCACAAAGGCUUAGAUUUGCCUUUUCUCAAUAAGAAUUUUGUAAUGGUUUUCAAAAAUAACAAACCAAAGAAACAAUACAAAAAGCGGGUAGAAUUACCUGUCAUAUUCCCUGGUCUUGAGUAUUCACUGUAUUGUUUGCUUAGUGAUGAGGAUUGACAUUUAAUUCAAGAUUCUUUGAAAAUAUCAUCAAUUUAACAUUUAAUAUGAUUUUGAUUAAUGUUUUCAUUGUACUCCAGAACUGAUGUAAAAAUUAAAAUAAUCGCUUUAUUCUGCAUUGGGCUGUAUAGAGGAAGACAGUAUAUUAUGCUUUCAGUCAUCUAUCUUGUUAGUGGAUAUCUGUAAAGAAAAUCUACCAGUGUCACUUAUUACUGUGGAGCAUUAGAGUACUAUGGGAAGAAUGCUGGAGUAUAAAUGAGGAUCCAGAUUACCAGUCUUAGUCCUUAAUGGGCCUUCUGUAGCCCAGCUAUGUGGUGUUCAAGGCCUGCAGAAGAGUCUCUGCCUUACAUCUGUUAAGAUGAAGUCCUAACUGCUAGAAUGAAGAUGAAGUGACUGUCUCAUCACAUUCCUAGGUGCUGCCCACACUCCAGCGAGGGCAUUGUUCAGGGUUUCUUAUAAUCCAUGCUUUGAAUGUCCAGGCUGCUUUCAUUUUAAGACCUUGUCCAGUGACUGGUUAUAAUAUCAGCUGUGGGCUAAAUAUCUGCUAAAUACAUAUUUAAAGGUAGCUCAUAUCUGCCAAAGGAUGUUGCAAGCAUCUCAUAAAACAGGUACACUGGCUAAAGGCAUGUGUCUCAAGGCAGGUUUAAAAGGCCUGUAAGUAUUAGGAAUUUUAGAACAAGUUUUUCCAAAACGGUAGAUCAUUGGCCAACUUUGUACAUGAGAAAUGUAAGGUUUAUGCCAGAAGUUUGAGAUCAUUUCAAAUCAUGUAAAAUUAAAAUACAGUAAAUUGUAGUUUAUAUAAAUACCUUGAAUGUAAGGCAUUGAGGCAACACAAAAUGAGUAACAAAUGGUUCCAAAGGACAGUUAGUCCAUAUCACAGGCAAUUGUUAAAAGUGAAAAAUGCUAUCAGAGAGGUAAAUAUUUCCUCUCUGCAAUUUAAUAGUCUCUACAUCUGAGUAUUAAGCCUUAGGGGAAAAGAGGCUUUUGGUGGUGUGUUUUUUUCAGUUCAGUUGAACAUACAGCCAAAGAGGAUUUGGAGUUUCUGGUAGGAAUUGUUGCUUUUAAGAUGUAAAACAAUCAAAUAUACUUAUGCGCUGAUAGGAAAGAACAAUAGAAAGUGAGAAAAUGCUAGCAACGUUCUACCCCAAAGUAAAUUGCUUAUUGGGUAUUGUUGAUAUUUUCUACCAAAUACUCUUGCUACAGUCUUUUCUCAUCACCCUGAUCCUCCCUCAAAUGUGUGCCUUUGCAGUGGCUAGAAGCCCUUCCUCUCCACCUCUUCGGCAGACAUCCUUCAUGUUCUCCAAAGAAAAAGCUCAUGUGUCCCUCCCCAGCCUCAGUGCCCGCCCGUCAGGUUUUCAGAACUUAAGGGAGAGAUACACAGGGAAAGCAAGCAUCACUCACCCUGAGCGUGACAAAGUGCUCCUUUCCCAAAGCUGCUAAACAAUGGCAUGAGUCACGGCAAUAAAGAGAAAAACAA